Schistosoma guineensis is the source of this 365-nucleotide messenger RNA. NCBI's taxonomy places the organism in Eukaryota, Metazoa, Platyhelminthes, Trematoda, Strigeidida, Schistosomatidae. The record is from the annotation of a GenBank genome assembly.
AUGAAAGCACAGUUUAUAAAGAAGUGUCAGUUACCGAGCUGUGACGAAGAGACAGACAAUCCAGUUGUCGUCACAGAAUCGCGUAUUACCGUAGCUACAGAGCAGUGGGCUAAUAUUGUCACAGAUACAGCUACUGCUUCAUGUAGUCACGUCCAGUGUUCAGACAACACAAUCAACGAAAUGUCCCCAACCAUUCAUCUUUCGGUGAAAGACGAGUUAGACAAAAUGGUCAUUGAAAUGAUGAAAGGUGGUUAUAUAAGCAUCAAGAAGGCUGAUCAAAUACUGGACAUUUUUCGUGCGCGGUAUCCAGAACUUCCAACGUCCGUCCGAAGUGUUCUACGUCGAUGCAACGACAUGGAGCCUAA